UGCUUCCCAUCAAAACAGAAGAAUCUGCAGUGUACAAAAUUGUGGGUCUAGUUUCAGAAUGUUUUGUUUGUUUCUUUCACAAACUAUCUUCCCUCUCUUUCUACUUUUACAUUUCCCACAGUUUGAGAAGCAUAUACAUUGAUUCUGCAUUUUGGGUGCAACAUCAUCAUAAAAAUCCCAUCUUUUCUCACCAGGUAAUCGAUUGACUACUUCUCUUGUUUGGAGAAACGUUUUCGGAUCAGGUUCCGUCAACUUGUAGUUAUGGCGUCAAUGGUGAAGUCGAAUAGACUUAAGAGGAGUGAAUCCAACAAGUCUCACUCCUGGUUGUGGGAUAGCCACAUUAGUCCCAAGAACUCCAAGUGGCUACAAGAAAAUCUUGAAGGGAUGGAUCAACUUGUGAAGCGGAUGUUAAAACUCAUCGAACAAGAUGCGGAUUCAUUUGCCAAGAAGGCUGAGAUGUAUUAUCAGAAGAGGCCGGAGUUGAUCAGCCUCGUCGAGGAAUUCUAUCGCAUGUAUCGGUCAUUGGCUGAACGGUAUGAUCAUGUGACGGGAGAAUUGAGGAAAAACAUUCCAUCGGAUCUCCAAUCUCAGUGCUCUGGAAUAUCCGACAUCGGAUCCGAGCCGCCUUCCACUAUGCCGUCUCCUGAUAGGAGACCGAGUUGGCGUAAAUCCGGUCCUCGUGCCGCCGGAUUUGAGGUUUUUCUUGGAAGUGGUGGAACUGGCUCAGAGUUGUAUAAUAAGGAAGGAGAUGAAUCAUCUACUCUGGACUCGGGAACGGAUUCAGAUGAUUCGUCUGUUCACAAUUACUCAGGCAUGCAGAGCAAUUAUGAGGAACAGGGGUUGCGUCUUAGGAUCAUAGAGCUCGAGGUCGAGCUCCGUGAGGUGAAAGAGAAACUCCAAGUGCAAGAGGGAGAGAUUACUAAAGGUUCUUCCAAAAAAUCUGGUGAUGGAAACUCUGAGGGUCCUAAUAAAAUAGCUAAAUACGAAGAAGAAUUGCGACUUGCGAAAGAAAAGAUUCAACAGUCCGAAGAAGAGAUCAGCCGUUUGACUGUCGAGCUUAGAAAGUAUAAAUUUCUUGGAGAUACAAAUAGUCUUCUGCUUUCGGAAGAUGCCGUGAGGCACAACAGUCCCGAAGUUUUGGAACCGGAUACAGCGAUGGAGGGCUCAGAAGGCGAAGUUCUGGACCCUGUGAACAAAAUUCAGAUGCUCGAGGAAGAGCUUAGAAUCACGCAAGAGAGACUUCAUGAGUCCGAGGAGGAAGCAGCGAGCUUAAGGCAAGAACUUACAAGAAAGGGAUCCUCUAUACAGAAUUUGCAAGAUCAGUUUACAUUGGCUCAAAAAGAGGUUUCUCUAUGGAAAAACAAGCUCGAGAAAGAGAAACGAGAGGUUUUAAAGCUGCAGGACCGUGUAUCGAGGUACAAAACCAAUCUCUCAGAACGUGAUCAAGAAAUCAGAGGGUUGAAAGAAGCGAUGUCGAAUGCCAACAAGAGCUUAUCUGAGGAAAAUGAGAAACUUCAAGCAGAUGUAGCUAGAAUAUUGAAGGAGCGAACUUAUUUGGAGGAUAAUCUAAAAGGACUGGAUUUACGUCGCCAGUCGUUAGAAGAGGACGUUAGACGAGUCAAGGCUGGAAAAGCAGAAAUGGAAGGUGUACUUGGAUCCCAAAUCGAGCAGUUGAAAGCUGACAUAUCUGACAGGAAUGAAUGUCUGGAAAAGCUGAAGAAAGACCUUGAUGCUUUGCAGCUGAAAUACGAAAAGCUGAUGGCUGAGAAGGACGAGCUAAAUACUAAUAUUGCUGCUCUCGAUGCAGAGAUGAGUUCUAAAGACGAUAGGAUAGACCAAAUGAGCGAGCACUUCCGUCAAUUACACGAGGAGCAUGUUGAUCUGAUUGCUAGAGCCGAGGGGGCACGAAAAGCGGCAGAGGAGCUACAGUCCAGAGUUAAAGAACUAGAAUGCGAGGUGGAGAGGAAGGACGAAAUCAUUCUUGAAGGAGCAGAGGAAAAACGUGAAGCAAUAAGGCAGCUUUGCUUUUCGCUCGAGCACUAUCGCAACGGGUACUAUCGUCUUAGGGAGACUGUUGUUGGGCAAAAGAAAACACCUCUAACAGCAUCGGGAAAAUGCCCCAUUUCGACGUACGCUGCUUCGCCUGCAGAGAACUGGAAAUCAACAGGGGAUGAAUGCAGGAUCAAGAUCAACUUCUGGCCCUUCAAAUGAUCAAACUAUAGUUCAUCAUAUUUGGUGUUAACCUAUUGACAUGUGGUGAGGUAUGUUCACAUACCAAUGAAUUGUUUGAUUGCACAAUCAAAUGUAUUACAGUGCUCAGCCUUCUGUCUUUAAGUAGCCCUUUUGUUACAGUGAGUACCAACUAAAAGCCCCACACAUCAUAGUCACUCAUCUGCAGGUGUGUCACAUACGAGUACUUAGAGGAAAACAUUGAACAGCUUUCAGACACUACAUCUGCCACACAUAAACUGAUGUUGCACAUCCAAACGGCACGUCUUCUACCCGACGGGACCCUGCGAUGCCCGUUGCUGCACCACCGUAACACUUAGAAAUAGAAAUACAGGUUGUUUUUCUUUCGAGUGUGGGCAAAUAACACAGAAAGAUCAAAUUGUGUGCUAAAAUUUUAUCUUCAUAACCUCAACUACUUGCUCAAGAGAAAGACAAGAUCCAUAGUUUAUUUAUAAAUUGGAUCUCCACAGCCUCAGUUUGUAAAACAUUAGCUAUACAAAUGGUGGUCACAUCAUUGGUGUAAAAGGACUAUAGAAGCAGAAUGUUGAUGCAGUAGAAAAAUCUACCUUCAGCACAUCUGCAGUGCAAGCCAACAGUUCUCUACUUCUCUACUGCAGAAUUUAAUAAUCCCUUUAUCAUUCACAU
Molecule: messenger RNA, 2874 nt
Organism: Sesamum indicum (sesame)
Lineage: Eukaryota; Viridiplantae; Streptophyta; Magnoliopsida; Lamiales; Pedaliaceae
Source: RefSeq, a predicted model, not a curated record